Phytophthora infestans T30-4 is the source of this 548-nucleotide messenger RNA. RefSeq lists its product as uncharacterized. The record is from RefSeq and is a predicted model, not a curated record. The transcript is spliced from 3 exons. The coding region runs from base 1 to 432 and encodes 143 amino acids. Gene Ontology annotation, cellular component: U5 snRNP; U12-type spliceosomal complex; commitment complex. Gene Ontology annotation, molecular function: RNA binding. Gene Ontology annotation, biological process: RNA processing; spliceosomal snRNP assembly. Lineage: Eukaryota; Oomycota; Peronosporomycetes; Peronosporales; Peronosporaceae.
AUGGCGGUGACGGGCAAGCGCGGCGUCGGCAUCCCGACGAUCUUGCUGCAUGACGGCGAGGGCACGAUCGUGUCUAUUGAGAUGAAGACAGGAGAGACGUACCGCGGGUUGCUGGAUGAGACGGAGGACAACAUGAACUGCGUUAUGAAGGACGCGGUGCGCACCGACAUCAACGGCAACACCAGCCAAGUGGAGCAGGUCUAUCUGCGCGGCAGCCAGAUCCUCUUCAUCGUGUUUCCAGAUAUAUAUCCUUUACAACCUGAUAUUGCCGUCACGUUGAAACACGCGCCGAUGUUUAAACGAGUCAAAAUGUGGAAGAAACACAAGGGUUCCAUACCGACACUGGGACAAGGAGGAGUUGGCGGUGGCGCACCGAGAGGACAAGCUGCUGCGAUCAUCCGGAAGGCUCAAGAACGGAGAGGUGGAUUUUGAGACUUAUGCGGCGUCAAGGUGGAUAUUGGAGCUGUAGUCAGGCCUCGGCAGAAACCCAAGUUGCUACUUUUGAGGCGCUCGAACGGAAGACUACUGCGGCCUCUUGCCUGCGGUAU